AUCUUUUUCACCAUUUUAACCUCACUUGUAAUCAUUUUCAUUUUAUUUUCAUAUAUUUUUUUGUUACUUUUUUGCCUUUGUCUUAAUCGUUAUACUCAAAGUGUUUACUUUUAUGUUUACCUAUUGUUAAACGCUAUUCUGAUGGCAUCCAUUUCAGUUCCUAGCAUUUAAAUAAUGAAUUACACCUUUUGAACUUUCCAAGCAAUAUCUUCUGCUAAUUGAAAUUGUGAUUCUAGUUUUAAACUUGAACAAGACGUGUUUUUAAUACUGUUUUCUGGAUCCAUAAUCAAUGAAAACCUAUGCUUCCUUUGUUUCAAUCUAAACAAUCUUAUUUCUGCCUUUUGUUUACAUUCUUUUUCUAUCUUAUGACUACUUUUACUGUUCAUCAACAUCACCAUAAUCAUCAAAUUAAUGUACUGUCGGUGGAGAAACGAUUCCCCACACUUUAACAAAUGAGAAUAUCAUCAAAGGAGAGAAGGUUUAUAUUAAGUGUAAUAAUUUCUAGUUGUAUUCUUGAUUUGUUUGAUUUAAUCGCUCAAUGGAAUCACUCAUGUCGUCAUCCAUCACCACCUAUCCUUCACCAUUAUCAUCAUUAUUCCCAUCGUCAUUUUCAUCAUGUUCACAAGUCAUUACAGCCUCACCAUCUAAUCCACUAUCAAGACCAACAUCAAUUUCAUCAGUUGUCAGUUUUCGGAGGUGUCAAUGGACUGGUAUUAAAUUACAACACAGGAAAUCCUUCCGGCGACGAUGUUCGACCCUCUCCUCACCACACUUCAUCUGAUUCUUGGGUGUCUGAGGAGUUAUGGCCAAAAGAGAAAUCAAUUAUUCAUAUUAAAUUAAUUAAACCAGUUCCUAAAGAAAUAUCAAUCCGUGAAUCACGGGAUAAAGAUUAUUAUUUGACUGACACAAGUUUAGAUUUUGAUUCACCUUAUCGUACCCUGUUUCAAAACAAUUGUGCCAUUUCAUUUAAAUCCUAUUAUGAUGGUUUUACAUCUGAACCAAAUAACCAGGAGAUUAGUCGAGAAGUUUCCAGUAUUCAAGUUCAAAUAACAGGUGGUAUCGACUGCAAAGAGUUACCCUUGUCUCUGUUAACCCCUUUUGCAGCCAACUUGACACAUCUUGUUGUCAAAGAUACUGGAAUUACUAAUUUAACCAAAUUUUUGUUCGGUGCAUAUCGUCUGGACAAACUUAUUAGACUUGAUUUGAUCAGUAAUAGUCAAUUGGUAUCUCUUCAGUCUCGUGCUUUUGAUGGACUAACAAGACUUUCUUAUUUAAGUUUAAUCAAUAACAAUCUUCUAACGGAAAUAUCACUGGAAUCAUUUGCAGGUCUUAAAAGUCUUGAAGAGCUUAUUUUUCUUGGUAAUGGUCCAUUUUGGGAUCAAAGUUAUUUUCUUUCAAUCCUAAGAGCAUCUUCAGAUAAAAUUUUGCCCAAUUUGAUUCAUCUUCAUUUAUGCGGAGCCAAAGUUGUUGACGUUAAUAAUACAAAUAUCAACCCUAGCGAUGUAAACAAUCUAGAGAAAAUUGAAUAUAUUUAUAAUGAAAUGUCCACCAACCAUUCAGUUCCAAUCGAUGGCCACAAAAGCAAUGACGAUGCAGUGAAAUCACGUUCUGUGUUACUAUCUGUGUUAAGAUCAUCGGAUAGUGAAGCUGCUCAAGAAAAUGGCCCCACUUCUGUUAACAAACCUGGAGUCGUUAUUAAUUGGAAGAGGAACAAUAAUCACAAAAGUGGCCUUAAGAUAAACAAGGACGACUUUCAGGCAUUAACUCAAGUUAAAUAUCUUCAAUUGAGUGACUGUGAUAUAACUUACAUCCACCCCUUAGCUUUAGCACCUCUCGCAAGAAAUAUUAUUAGUUUAAAUUUGGCUGGUAAUCCCAAACUUCGUAUACACAAUUUAAAGUCAAUUUUAUCACCUUUUUAUGUUUCAAAUAUGAAACAGCUUCAACUUGAGGUUGAACAAUCAAUGGCCAACUCAUCCUUUUCUCAUUCCCUUACCAGUCCAACAAAUAUUGGCCUUAACAUGCUAGAUCUUUCCAACUCUUUAAGUACCUCAUUUGUCCCAAAGGAUUUACUUACAGUCAUCAGUAAAACAACAAUAACUGAACUUUACAUGGCCAAUGUUCCCUGGAAAGUGCUGAGGGAAGGUGACAUACCACCAAUGCCUAAUCUCAAAGUGUUGCACAUUGAUUCCAGUCAAAUUGAAACCGUUGAUGAAAAAGCUUUCGAUGGCUUAGAGGAUUUAAGAAAAUUGAGUUUAAGAGGAAAUUUAAUUCAAGAAAUACCACUUUACCUACUGGAACCUUUUCGAGAACUUGAAUAUCUUGACCUGUCUGGGUAUCAGGUUAAAUUUGAUGAUGGCAAUCGUGUUAUUGAUGGCAAAGAUAAUAAUCAGAACGAAAUCGCUCGAUAUACUCCAUUAAACAUUCCAAGAAAAGCUUUUGUACAUCGUACUCAUUUAAAGGAACUCAAUUUAAGUUACAAAAAUUUAACUCAAUUACCUCGUUACUUGUUUAUGGGAUUAUUCAAGAUGGAGAAACUUCAUCUGCGAGGAUGUAACCUUCAAAGUAUCGAAUAUUUAACAUUCUUUCCGUUAAAAUCAAUAAUCUACAUUGAUUUGAGUGAAAAUCCUCAGCUAAUAAGUAAUGUGAGAACAUCUGAAGAAGAUACAUUUGUUGGCCUGGAAGCCAUUGAAAUGAUUCGUUUAAGUAAUUGUAAUUUAACCUCCGAUGAUAUUAACGAUUUCAACAUUUGGCGUCGAAUGCAUGAACACGUUCAAAUGUUGGAUUUAUCACACAACUCAAUCGAUUUGAUCAACAGUACAACGUUACAAAAUUUUGCUGAACUCAGACACAUUAACUUGUCUCACAAUAAAAUCAAAAGUUGGCACAAUUAUACUAUUUUUGGUAAAAAUAGUUUCAUCACUACCUUGGACAUAUCGGCUAACCAAAUAACUCAUAUAACAGCUGAAAUGUUGGGUGAUUUUCGUAAUUUGAAAAAUUUAUCUUUUGCCUUUAAUCCAUUGCAAUGUGAAUGUGACUGGGAUGGACCCUUGUUAUUGUUGGACCAAAAGCAAAAAAGAUUGAACCAUGUUCACCACGCCAAGAUUCAAGAUCACAUUCAACAAUUGGUUCAUCGACAACAAGAGAUUGUUUCAACAGCCUUUGCGUCCUCCCAAGCUCCACCAAAAAGCAUUAUUGAAUGGUUAAAUACAACAAGUAUCCAUUUUCUUCAUGAUCAUCAUCCCCUCCGAUCAAAUAGACAUUACUUUUGCCAAUCUAAAUCCCCUCUUGAACCACCGAUUGUUUUUAAAAAAUUUUUCUACCAUGAUUGCCCUUCCAUGUCUUCCUCACGAAGUAGUGCCCGCGUCUCUGUGGGCAUCUUAAUGGUCACCGUGUCUGCAGCUCUUCUUUUGGCUGUCUUCUUUCUCAUAAUAGCUUUCAUUUACAAUUCAACUAUACGCAAUUUGUUAUCAAUGGUUGAUGAUGAUUUUCUUCAUAGCUAUCAAUACGAUGCUUUUGUUUGCUACAAUGUAAAUGACUCUGAUUGGGUUUUCAACGUUCUGGUUCCCAGUUUAGAGGAGCUACCAUAUGAUGAACAUUUUGACAGCAGCCAUUCAUCUGUUAAAUUCAACCAAUCUUCAUCAACAACAAUCACAUCAACAACUCUACCAUCAACUGAUCAUCCAGCUAAAAGUCAUGUAAAGUUGUGUGUUUAUGAUCGAGAUUUUAUCGCUGGUAGACCAAUUAGUGAAUGCAUUACUGAAUCAAUACGUAACAGCCGUAAAGUAAUUCUUAUCAUCUCCAAUAAUUUUGCUCAAAGUCCUUGGUGCCGAUUUGAGACUGACCUUGCCCACAACACUCUAUUAGAUCAAAAUCGUGAAGGUCUGAUUCUAAUCAAAUUAGAAGAGAUGAGCAGUGAAGUGUUGGAAAAAGUUGCCCCUCAACUUCAUUUUCUUCUCAAGACUCGUAUUUAUCUCUCCUGGUCCGAUGAUUCCAGUGAACAGGAGAUAUUCUGGAAAAAAUUACGACGAGCAUUAGGAUUCAACAAAUCUUAUGGGACAGUGAAACAAUAUUACAGAAGCUAUGUUGGUGGAUUAACCAAAGAUCGGCGACCUCCUGGCUUUGAGUCAACUCAAACUCCUAAAAUAGUUAAUACCAAUCAAACUGGUAAUCAUAAAGAAGAGGUUUAUGUCUCUUUUACACGGAAAACAUUAUCAGCCUCUCGAGACAUAAAUGAUCUCGAUGAAAUAACUGUAAAUGAUCAUGAUAGUGGCAUUGCUGUUGUCGAUGAUAGUGGCUGUGUAUCUGUUAAUGGCGAUGAUACCAGUGAUGAUGUUUUAGAGUUUAUUGUUGACCAAAGAAAUGCCGCAGAGGAUAAUAAUACUGUCCAUCUCAAGGAUAACGAGCAGAACAACUUAGAUCAAGAGACUAAGAGAAGGCACGAAACGAAAGAUAAAUCAGGAAAGAUUCAAUCAUUGAAUGUUGUUGUUGAUAAAGAAAGUGAAGAGUUGCGAGUAGAACGAUUUGUUUCUCUUGAAAUGGACUCUUAGUUGCUAAUAAUUUUUAAUUUCCUAAGAGAUUAAAGAGAAGGAAAGAAAAAUUAAAGAAACAAGAAUAUGAUCAAGAAAAGCUAUUAUUAUUUUUAUACUCAUCAAAUUUCAAGGAUAAAAUGGAAAUUAUUUUUUCUUUUUCGCUUAAAAAUUAUUCCUUUAAAGAGAGAGAGAAAGUAAUAAAAGAAAAGAAUCCCUGAUGAUAUUUCCAUGAAGCUUUCAAGCUUUAUAAUUAUGAUAGUAAACUCCGGUGAUGCUAAUUAUCCUUAUGAUUAGCAAGAUGAUGCCAAUCUUUGUCCAUCUUUUGAUUGAUUGGCCAAACAUUGAAUUGAACAAAAACCUGUUGAACAAAAAAUAUAAUUAAUGAUUCACCCUCAUUUGAGGCUUUAAUGCCCCUUGUAUGUUUAAAAUCAUUUGUAGAUAUAAAAGAAUCACAAUUUUAAAUUUUGUAUUCAAAAUAAAUUAAAACCAAUUUUUACCUUUUAA
Messenger RNA from Tetranychus urticae (two-spotted spider mite), 5033 nucleotides. RefSeq lists its product as uncharacterized. The record is from RefSeq and is a predicted model, not a curated record. Gene Ontology annotation, molecular function: signaling receptor activity; protein binding. Gene Ontology annotation, biological process: inflammatory response; signal transduction. Gene Ontology annotation, cellular component: plasma membrane. NCBI's taxonomy places the organism in Eukaryota, Metazoa, Arthropoda, Arachnida, Trombidiformes, Tetranychidae.